CUUGAUGGAUACCCGGACGGCGACAGCUGAGCUGGGCUGGACUGCGAACCCGCCUUCGGGGUGGGAAGAAGUCAGUGGCUACGACGAAAACCUGAACACCAUCCGUACAUACCAGGUGUGCAAUGUCUUCGAGCCGAACCAGAACAACUGGCUCCUCACCACCUUCAUCAACCGGCGCGGCGCUCACCGCAUUUACACCGAGAUGCGCUUCACUGUGCGAGACUGCAGCAGCCUCCCCAACGUUCCUGGCUCCUGCAAGGAGACCUUCAACCUCUACUACUACGAGACGGACUCUGUCAUUGCCACCAAGAAGUCAGCCUUCUGGACGGAGGCACCCUACCUCAAAGUGGACACCAUUGCUGCUGACGAGAGCUUCUCGCAGGUGGACUUUGGGGGCCGGUUGAUGAAGGUGAACACAGAAGUGAGAAGUUUUGGGCCCCUGACCCGCAAUGGCUUUUACCUGGCUUUCCAGGACUAUGGGGCUUGUAUGUCUCUGUUGUCAGUCAGGGUCUUCUUCAAGAAGUGCCCUAGCGUGGUGCAGAACUUUGCCAUCUUCCCAGAGACUAUGACAGGAGCAGAGAGCACCUCGCUGGUGACUGCCCGGGGCACCUGCAUCCCCAACGCUGAGGAAGUGGAUGUGCCCAUUAAACUGUACUGUAACGGGGACGGGGAAUGGAUGGUUCCCAUUGGCCGCUGCACUUGUAAGGCUGGUUACGAGCCGGAGAACAACGUGGCUUGCAAAGCCUGCCCCGCGGGGACGUUCAAGGCCAGCCAGGGCGCGGGGACCUGUGCGCAGUGUCCCGCCAACAGCCGCUCCACGUCCGAGGCCUCUCCAGUCUGCACGUGCCGCAACGGCUACUACCCGGCCGGCUUUUGCCUGCCGGGGGCGCACCAAGCCGCCUGCACCAGUGUCCCGUCCGGGCCCCGCAACGUGAUCUCCAUCGUCAAUGAGACGUCCAUCAUCCUGGAGUGGCACCCGCCGCGAGAGACAGGGGGCCGGGAUGAUGUGACCUACAACAUCGUGUGCAAGAAGUGCCGGUCCGACCGGCGCGCCUGCUCCCGCUGCGAUGACAACGUGGAGUUCGUACCCAGGCAGCUGGGCCUAACAGAAACCCGAGUCUUCAUCAGCAGUCUCUGGGCGCACACGCCGUACACCUUUGAGAUCCAGGCUGUGAACGGGGUUUCGAACAAGAGCCCCUUCCCGCCGCAGCACGUCUCCGUGAACAUCACCACCAACCAAGCCGCGCCUUCCACCGUGCCCAUCAUGCACCAGGUGAGUGCCACCAUGAGGAGCAUCACGCUGUCGUGGCCCCAGCCGGAGCAGCCCAACGGCAUCAUCCUGGACUACGAGAUCCGCUACUACGAGAAGGUGAGCCGGAUCUGCACGCCCGACCUCAGCAGCACCGUGGGCUCGAGACCAGCAACGGACCACAACGAGUACAACUCCUCCAUGGCCCGGAGUCAGACCAACACGGCGCGCAUCGACGGCCUGCGGCCCGGCAUGGUCUACGUGGUGCAGGUGCGCGCCCGCACCGUGGCCGGCUACGGGAAGUACAGCGGGAAGAUGUGCUUCCAGACGCUGACGGACGAUGACUACAAGUCCGAGCUGAGAGAGCAGUUGCCUUUGAUCGCGGGGUCCGCUGCCGCCGGCGUGGUCUUCAUCGUCUCGCUGGUGGCCAUUUCGAUCGUGUGCAGCAGGUGCCUGUUUCACGCUCGGGCUCGAGUUUCUCGGGCCGAUGAGCUUCAGCACUUUGUCUCCGGUCACCGGUCUCCAGGGAUGAAGAUCUACAUCGACCCCUUCACUUAUGAGGACCCCAACGAGGCUGUCCGUGAGUUUGCCAAGGAGAUUGAUGUAUCCUUUGUGAAGAUAGAAGAAGUCAUUGGAGCAGGGGAGUUUGGAGAAGUAUAUAAAGGACGUCUGAAACUGCCCGGCAAGCGGGAGAUCUACGUGGCCAUCAAAACAUUAAAGGCUGGCUACUCGGAGAAGCAGCGGAGGGAUUUCCUGAGCGAGGCCAGCAUCAUGGGGCAGUUUGACCACCCAAACAUCAUUCGGCUGGAAGGGGUGGUGACCAAAAGCCGGCCUGUCAUGAUCAUCACAGAAUUCAUGGAAAACGGGGCCCUGGACUCUUUCCUGCGGCAAAACGAUGGGCAAUUCACAGUAAUCCAGCUGGUGGGGAUGCUCAGGGGAAUUGCUGCUGGCAUGAAGUACCUUGCAGAGAUGAAUUAUGUUCACCGCGAUCUGGCUGCCAGGAACAUUCUGGUUAACAGUAACCUGGUGUGCAAAGUGUCAGACUUCGGCCUCUCGCGCUACCUGCAAGAUGAUACGUCCGACCCCACCUACACGAGCUCGUUGGGUGGGAAGAUCCCCGUGAGGUGGACCGCCCCGGAAGCCAUCGCUUACCGCAAGUUCACCUCGGCCAGCGACGUCUGGAGUUACGGCAUUGUCAUGUGGGAGGUGAUGUCCUUUGGCGAGAGGCCGUACUGGGACAUGUCCAACCAAGAUGUUAUCAACGCCAUCGAGCAGGAUUACCGGCUGCCACCCCCCAUGGACUGUCCUGCUGCUCUGCACCAGCUGAUGCUGGACUGCUGGCAGAAAGACCGCAACACCCGGCCCCGUUUCACCGAGAUAGUCAACACCCUCGACAAAAUGAUCCGCAACCCGGCAAGCCUCAAAACUGUGGCUACCAUCACCGCUGUGCCUUCUCAGCCACUCUUGGACCGCUCCAUCCCUGAUUUCACUGCCUUUACCUCAGUAGAAGAUUGGCUAAGCGCCAUUAAAAUGAGCCAGUACAGAGAUAACUUCUUGACAGCUGGCUUCACCUCCCUCCAGCUCGUUGCCCAGAUGACGUCAGAAGAUCUCCUGAGAAUAGGGGUAACUUUAGCUGGACACCAGAAGAAGAUCCUGAACAGCGUCCAGUCUAUGAGAGUACAGAUGAGUCAGUCUCCGACCUCAAUGGCAUGACGUCUCUGACUUGAUGGGGAGGGGACAGGAAGGGGAGCAAUGGAGGGUCAGAGGUGGGAGGGGAGGAACUGACAGAAGAAGCAGUGAAACAUUUGGAGAGACUGAAUCAUUGUCUGAGAACUGUACCUGCAGACAAAGGAGAUACCUGGGACUCAUUUCUAACUGGUGACUUCCAUUUCUCACCAACAGAAGCACACUUACCAAUGUCAUGGGGAACAGCAUAUAAAUACAUAUAAAUAUGUACAAAUCAUAUAUUUAAAAAAAACAUGCAAUGAAGACAAACCAAUAUGUGUUGGGGGAAAAAAACGCAACCCCUAGGAAGCAGACUCCAAUCCUACCACCAGUGAGCAGUAGUCAAAACUGAUAAGGAAGAAGGGGCUGUUGGGGAAGGGAGAGGCACAAGAAUUGAGUUUCCAGUCCAGAGAAACCACCUUCAGCAACGAUAUUCCUUUUCUUUUCUUCUUUUGCUCUCCUUCCCUCCCCCCGGCCCUUCCUGCCUCACCCUGGUCCUUUUCUCUGCUCAUGAACUGUGUGGAAGUGUCUUCAGAAGUCUCCACAGCUACCUACUGUCAUAUCCAGAUGUCGUUCUGUCAACUACCAAAGGACUUCACUGAACACUGCAUGGGGGAUCCAAAUCAAUCCAGUUAAUGUCUUCAUAUUGAAGAAGAGAUGUACCUUCAAUAGAAAACCUUGUUUUUCUUUUGCUUGCAUUUUUUUGCAAAAAGGAAAAAAAAAAAUCCAUCAUGGAAAACA
Messenger RNA from Struthio camelus australis, 3715 nucleotides. The record is from RefSeq and is a predicted model, not a curated record. Lineage: Eukaryota; Metazoa; Chordata; Aves; Struthioniformes; Struthionidae.